CUAUUCAUACCUCAUUAGCACACAAAUACUCUUGGCUGAUACAACCAUCGCUUGAAGAUGAGCAGAUUUAUUUUUAUAGCCGGCUUUUCACUGGCAUUGUGUCACUUUGGAUUGGCCUCCCAACUGGCAUGUUACUUCACCAACUGGUCUCAGUACAGACCUGAUGUUGGCAAGUACAUGCCAUCUAAUGUGGAUCCACAUCUGUGCACUCAUUUAAUUUAUGCCUUUUCCAUAAUUAAUAAUGAAAAUAAACUGACAACCUACGAAUGGAAUGAUGAAACUCUUUACCAGUCCUUUAAUGCGCUAAAACAAAGCAACCCCAACCUGAAAACUCUGUUGGCUGUCGGCGGAUGGAACUUUGGCACAGCUCAGUUUAGCAGCAUGGUGUCCACUUCACAAAACAGACAGACCUUUAUUCAGUCCAGUAUCACAUUUCUGAGGACUCAUGGAUUUGACGGUCUGGAUCUGGACUGGGAGUAUCCUGGUUCUCGUGGAAGUCCUCCAGAAGACAAGCAGAGAUUCACUUUGCUCUGUAAGGAGCUUUUAGAAGCUUAUCAGGCAGAGAGUGCAGCCACUGGACGCCCCAGACUCCUGCUCACUGCUGCAGUGGCUGCUGGGAAAGGAAACAUUGAUGCUGGUUAUGAAAUUGCAGAAAUUGCCAAGUAUUUGGACUUCAUCAAUAUCAUGACCUAUGAUUUCCACGGCUCAUGGGAGAGUGUCACUGGACACAACAGUCCACUGUACCGAGGCUCUGGAGACAUAGGAGACAAAAUCUACUACAAUACUGACUUUGCAAUGACCUACUGGAGAGAUCAGGGUGCUCCUGUGGAGAAGCUGAGGAUAGGCUUUGCUGCAUAUGGAAGAACGUUUCGCCUGUCGUCUGCAGUCAGUGGAGUUGGAGCUCCAGCCACAGGUGCUGCUUCAGCUGGAACAUACACCAGAGAAGCUGGAUUCUGGUCCUAUUAUGAGAUCUGUACUUUCCUCCAAGGAGCCACUGUGAAUCAGAUUGAUGAUCAGAAAGUUCCUUAUGCAACCAAAGGACAGGAGUGGGUGGGAUUUGAUAACAAGGAAAGCUUCAAGACUAAGGUGGACUACCUGAAGGAGAAAGGCUUUGGAGGAGCUUUUGUCUGGGCUCUGGAUCUUGAUGACUUCAGUGGUCAGUUCUGUGAGCAGGGCAAAUACCCUCUUAUUGGACAACUCCACACGCUGCUUAAUAUCAGCAACAGUGAGUUCCCAUAUAUCCCUCCAGGCACAACAGUUAAGCCCAGAGGGAGCUUGACAACAGCAUCUGCUACUGUACUUGUCACAAGACCUCCUGUUAUACCGACGGAACCCUCAGGAUCAGACUUCUGUACAGGCAAAUCAGAUGGCAUCUACGAAUACCCAGCUGACAGGAUGAUCUACAUUCACUGUGCCAAUGGCAGGACCUUCAUACAGAGAUGUCCUGCAAAGACUGUCUUUUAUCCCGACUGUAAAUGCUGUAACUGGCCUAAGUAACCAUGUUAUAACUGUUACACGACAAAGUAAAUGUUUUAAGUAGUUCUGUAAUAUUUGGGCCCAUUAAUGCCACAAUUUCCUUUCUGUCAUGCUUGUGUUAAUGUUUUAAAAUUGGACAGAUAGCCAAAUAUAUAACACUGCUUCCUUUUGAAAAAUGCUACAUUUAGAUGGUUGGAGAUGUAUAUUUUGUCUAAUUAAAACUAACCUGAAGCAUUAA
This is a messenger RNA of Danio aesculapii, 1714 nucleotides long. RefSeq names its product acidic mammalian chitinase-like. Gene Ontology annotation, molecular function: chitinase activity; chitin binding. Lineage: Eukaryota; Metazoa; Chordata; Actinopteri; Cypriniformes; Danionidae. The record is from RefSeq and is a predicted model, not a curated record. Gene Ontology annotation, cellular component: extracellular region. The transcript is spliced from 11 exons. Gene Ontology annotation, biological process: carbohydrate metabolic process; chitin catabolic process. The coding region runs from base 58 to 1497 and encodes 479 amino acids.